UCACUGUGAUAUGAAGAAGAACCGACCGUAGUCCCGAGUCUGUGACGUACAAAUAGCUGCUACAGUCACUGUCAGAACUUGAGAAGGAAAAUUCAAUAACACGAUCCAGUCCGAGUACGGAAAUAGAGUAAUAGGAUGCAUGUUUGAUGAAGGUAAAAAAUCAGCAUUGCGAUUGUUUGAGCAAUACCAACAUACUAUGUUCCCCUUAAAAGAUGCGCAGCUUGGAGCCUUCACCUUCUUUGCUUCUGCUCUCCCACAUGAUGUUUGUGGGAGCAACGGGCUGCCCCUCACUCCAAACUCCAUCAAGAUACUGGGGAGGUUCCAAAUCCUAAAGACCAUAACCCACCCCAGGCUCUGCCAGUAUGUGGACAUCACGAGGGGAAAGCACGAGAGAUUGGUGGUAGUAGCUGAACACCAUGAGAGCAGUGUGGAAAACUUGCAGAAACAGAGGAAACCUGUCAGUCAUGUGAAGGUACUCCAAAUUGCCUAUGAGGUAUUAGAAGGACUAGAAUACAUGAACAGGCAUGGGAUGGUUCACAGAGCACUGGGACCUCGCAAUAUCCUCAUGGAUCAAAAGGGACACAUAAGACUGGCCAAGUUUGGUCUGUACCACAUGACUGAUCACGGUGCUGAUGUGGACUUUCCUAUUGGCUACCCCUCCUACCUGGCCCCUGAGGUCAUAGCUCAGGGCUUUGUCCACCCGACUGAUCCCACACGGAGUGAGAAGCCCCUGCCGUCAGGCCCCAAGACAGACGUGUGGUCCCUCGGUGUGAUUCUCUUUGAACUCUGUGUGGGGAGAAGACUUCUACAAAGUAUAGAAAUAAGUGAGAGAUUAAAAUUCAUUCUCAACCUGGGUUGCAUGGAUGACAUUGUGACGGUCCUGGCUGAAGAACAUGGCUGCUUAGAACUAGUUAAGGAGCUUCCUGAAAAUGUUUUAGCUUUAUUGAGGAAAUGCCUCACAUUUCUGCCUUCCAAAAGACUUACUCCUGCUGAAUUGCUGAGGGACAGUGUGUUUGAUGAAAUUUCUUCCUUCUACAAACCUUACCAGAAACCAGCCAGUCUUUUCUCAUCCUCUCUGCGUUGUGCUAAUCUAACACUCCCAGAGGACAUCCGUGAGCUUUGCAAAGAAGAAGAGGACUACCUAGCAGAACGAUCUGUUGAUGAGGUAUAUUACUUGUGGUGUCUGGCUGGAGGAGAUUUGGAAAAAGAGCUCACGAAUAAGGGAAUAAUCCAAUCAAAGCCUCCCAUCUGCACAUUGCCCAAUUUUCUCUUAGAAGAUGGAGAAGUAUUUGGGCAAGGAAAAGACAGGAGCUUUCUCUUGGAUGAUACAACUGUGACUCUAUCAUUGUGCCAGCUUAAAAACAGAUUGAAAGAUGUUGCAGGAGAAGCGUAUUAUCCAUUGCUGGAAGAUGAGCAGUCAAAUUUACCCCAGUCAAACAGCAGCAAUGAGCUGUCAACCGCUGCAACUCUUCCUCUCAUCAUUCGAGAAAGAGACACUGAAUACCAGCUCCACAGGAUCAUUCUGUUUGACAGGCUUCUGAAGGCAUACCCAUACAAAAAGAAUCAGGUUUGGAAAGAAGCACGAGUUGAUGUCCCCCCUCUAUUAAGAGGUCUGGCCUGGGCGGCACUGCUGGUAGUUGAGGGAGACAUUCAAGCUAAGUACGAUGCUACUGACAAAGACACACCUAUCCCAACAGAUAGACAGAUUGAGGUGGAUAUCCCAAGGUGCCAUCAGUAUGAUGAGCUGCUUUCAUCCCCCCAGGGCCACGUAAAGUUCAGACGGGUACUAAAAGCAUGGGUAGUGUCUCACCCAGAUCUAGUGUAUUGGCAAGGUUUAGACUCCUUAUGUGCUCCUUUCCUGUAUCUUAACUUUAAUAAUGAAGCCUUGGCCUAUGCCUGUAUGUCUGCAUUUAUCCCCAAAUACCUUUAUAACUUCUUUCUUAAGGACAACUCGCAUGUCAUACAAGAGUACCUAACCGUGUUCUCCCAAAUUAUCACUUUCCAUGACCCUGAGCUGAGUAACCAUCUCAAUGAAAUUGGUUUCAUACCAGACCUCUAUGCCAUUCCGUGGUUUCUCACAAUGUUUACACAUGUGUUUCCCCUGCACAAGAUUUUCCACCUGUGGGACACUCUGCUCCUUGGCAAUUCAUCGUUCCCAUUCUGCAUAGGCGUGGCAAUUCUCCAGCAGCUGAGGGACAGGUUGCUUGCCAAUGGCUUCAAUGAAUGCAUCCUUCUGUUUUCAGAUUUACCAGAAAUUGAUAUAGAACGAUGUGUACGGGAAUCAAUCAACCUUUUCUGUUGGACACCCAAAAGUGCCACUUACAGACAGCAUGCCCAGCCACCCAGACCUGCUAAUGACAACAAUGGAUUUAACAAAACAUCAUCUUAUUACUCCACGGACUAUCAAGAGCUCCCUAAAACAGACCUGUCUCGUGAACCUGUACGGCUAAGCGAGCUGAAGGCAGAGGUGUCCCCGCGGAUUUCAGCAGAAGAUCUGAUCGACCUUUGUGAGCUGACAGGCCUCAGCCAUUCCAAGACUCCCACCAAGAGGACCAAAUCAAGCAAACCCAAGAUACUGGUGGUCGAUAUUCGCAGUGGUGACGAUUUUAACCGGGGCCAUAUAUCGGGCAGCAUAAACAUUCACUAUAGCACAGCCUUCGGACCAGAGGGGGAGCUGGUCCAGUGUGGUGCCACAACAACUCUCCAGAGCUUCAAGGGAAGAGUCAUUGUGGUUGUCAGCCAUACAGUGAAGAGUGCAGCCAUUUUUGCAGAGCAUCUAGUGAAGGUGUCCUACCCACGGGUUUGCAUUCUGGACGGAGGCAUCAACAAGAUGAAACCCACAGGCCUGCUCACCGUCCCCUCUCCUCAGAUCUGAGCAGCAACUGAACACAAAGCAUUGAGUGGGCCGACUGUAGUGCAGGUUAUGCAGGUUUCAAAAAGAGAUGAAAGGGCAUUAAAAUAAAGGGAAAUGAAAGGGCAUUUUUUAAUUUAAAGGGUCAUUUAUCACCUGUAGAAUACAAAUUUAUUUUACAAGCGCCAAUAGUGUAUUUACUGUAUCCUGCUCCAUUUUUUUCAAUCAGCACACCAGCAGUGUUGGAAGAGGGAGCAUGAACUGGGUACGCUACACUGCCAAUAAAAGUAAAAGUUGAGGAACGUAUUUUUAGAUGAUUUAUGACCUAUGUGGUUUUACCGAAUUAUAGUAUGUAUUCAAUUUAAAAUGACCAUUCAGUAAAGAAAGUCACUAAUCAGCACUGUUUUUGAGUGGAUCAAAACAUGGAACACAGAUCAUUAUUAUACAUUACAAAAUCAAAGCAUUGACUCUUAGUAAAAAGGAACCCUUAUCAAGAGUACAAACAUUGUCACAUAAUAAAAAUCUAAUCAAAAACUAAGGGAGCAGGCUACAAAAGUUUGUAUUUUAUUUGAUUGUAGACACCCAACCUCAUCCAACUGCUUUGCAGUUUAGUGACAUGAAAGUAAAAUGUCAAGCAAAACAUAUUUAUUGGUGUGCUUGGAAAUGAUAUGUUCCUUGAUAAAGAUCUGAUCCUCUCCUUUUUAAUUCCAAUUUUAAACUGCUACUCUGUUAAGUGUGUCGGUGCCUCGUUUUAUGUUUUACAAAUCACUGUUGUGCAUGGCUUGGCAGCAAGAUUAAAGUGUUUGCAGAACGCCCCACUACAACAUUUUCUGCUUUUAGAAGGAUAAACGGGAUUUUGUUUACCUCUGGGCAUAGACUUUUGGAUGGUGUUGAGUCAGAAACCUGCAAAUGGUUUAACUGCUGCACACUUCAUGCUCUAAAUGUUCUGAUGUAACUCGCUUAAAAUAAAUACGGGAAAUUUGAAGUAAACUAAGAUCUUUGCAAAGGUAGUCAUACAAAAUGAACUGCUGACUGGAAUAGCACAGCAGGGGAGUAAGGCAUUCUAGUCGACAGGCAUCAUAUUAUGUUAUUAUAUUUUUUUUAUGUAUGCAAGAUAGUUACAAAACUAUGGCCCAUAUUCAUAAAACUUACCGUCUCCUAUCUUGUGCCAGUAAUAUUGUUUAACAUGACAGUAUUUCAUCGGGUGAUGCAUAAACACCAUUUACUGUCAAAAAACAUCACUCAUCGUGAUGUUAGAAUAACAUGCCUUUUUGCUGCAUGGACAUGUCAUAACCUAUUGUGUCAAGAUGUCACACGCUGCAGACCUGAAUACAGGUCUUACAAAGAUAAGUCAAAAUUGUAGACCGUUCCAAUCCAGUACUUUAUACUGUAGUAUGAAAGAUAACUCUCCUUUGACAAUAGACCAACAAAUUCAUAUACUAAUAAAAUGCCCAUCUUUAUUUUGUUUUUUUGUUUAGGACACUGAAACUACAGGUAUUUAAAUACUGCAUCAGUUUGUUUUUUUUAAAGUUACUUAGCCCUGAAAGAGUUAAUAACUUUUUAUCUGCACAACUCCCUACAACUCUAGAAUUGUUUGUAAUUUAUAAACUAUAGAGGAUUACUUUAUUCAAUCACAGAAUUAAUCCAGAUUUUUCCACAGUUGAGACAGCAACUGGAAAAUACAAAUGUCAAAACGCAUUCAUGCUUUUUGUCUUGUUUAUCUUCUGUACUCCUUUUAAAGAGCAGCUGACUGCACUGUUGGUAUUUGGGUUUUCCUGAUUGGAAUGAAAUGAGAUAUAAGCCAUUGCUUUGGAAUGUAAUCAGACAGGAGCUAAAGAAGAGGAACGUUUAACUCAAACUGGGAAAUCGAGGACCACUGUGUCACGUUUUCAAGAAAUUGAAAACAACAUGAUCUAUGUGCAGUCGGACGUGGCAGGUUACCGAUGGAGAAAAGCAAAGGUUGCAGAGGAUUGAAAUACAGACAGUAGUCAAUACGACCAGUAAUCCAAAGACUGAAUGCAGGUAUUGAAUUAGCUGUAGGGGUUAAACAAUAAUUUUGUAGUUUUUCCAUGGUUACACUAUGCAUUCACCAUGGUUUGCUGGGUUUUUUAAUAUGCUUUACCAUGCCUCUCUGUGCUUUACAGCAUACCUACCGUGCUUUCAUUAUGCUUUAUUACACUUUGCUAUGCUUUUACUAUGGGACACGUUUAUAAUGGUUGUUGUUAUGAGUAGAUUGUUACUAGUUUUAUGUCAACACUAGGUUUGCAUGUCCACAAUAUUGCUACCUACGCUCCUUGAUAUCAGUUUAGAAAUGUGCUUCUGUUCUCUGCAGCCACACAGUGUAUGAGUAAACUAUUAAUCAGAUCAUAACAACCUUGAAGCUUUCACUUUCUAAUGUUACCAUGCAAUUAGAAGGCAGCCUAACAGAACACUGCUAACCUCCUGCCCUUCACAGUGUGUGCAUACUGUAAACACUGUAGUGACGUCUUCCUUGGUCUCUGUGCCAGGGCUGUUCCCUGAUAAGCCACACAGCGAUAUAAACCUGGCACCACAAAACAAAGAAAGCACUGUUAUAUAUGUUAUAAAAAAAAAUCAAACAAGAUUCAGAUUCCGACAUUUCAAGUAAAUGAACUGCCUUUUUCAUGGGAGAUAACCAUUUUAUUUGCUUAUUUUAUGUGGGCAUUUUAGGCGUCACAGGUAUUUAACUUGGGCUGAUGUUGAAAAUGUAUUGUGAGAGAUUUGCACAGUCAGAGACAAAAGUAUUGGCACCCUACACUUAAUAUAAGAUCAUUCAAGAAAGCAUUUAGUCAACAUUAGCCACUCAUUAAUAUGAUAAAGACUAAAAUGCACAAUUUCUGGUAGUUUAACAAACAAUCUUUAUAUAUAUUUAAAAAAGCAAAAGCAUUUAAGCAAUUUCAAAUAUUUGUUCAUGACCAAAGUAUCGGCACCUUUACAUUAAAAGUCUGUAAAAAUGUAAUUGAACUAAUUUAAAAAAUGCAUUAAUUGAUUGUAAACCAUCACACAGCUGAAUUAUAAAGUCAAUAGUCAGAAAAAUAGGUAAUUAUUUCCAACAUCUGUUGAAGAAAGUUUUAGCAACAUGGCAGACAAUGGUCAAGACAAAGGAGUUGGAUUCACAUAUUGAGAAAAUCACUCGUAGCAAACUACAACAAAAAAAAAACGUUACAUAACAGUAUCAAAGAAAUCUGGAAUACCAAAAUCCACAAAUCAGAGUAAUAAUCAAGAAGUAGCACAGAACAAAUUCAACUGAAUCUCUUCAAAAAAAAAUAGUUGACUUGUGUUUUUGAUGCAAGUUCGAUCCGCUUUUAUUGUGCCUGAAAAACACAAGUCAAGUUAGAAGAAACAAUUGGGGCAGCCUUGGCCCCCAUCGGUUUUACAGUUGUGCCUAUUUGCUUGGUGCUGGGCAAGGUUGCCCCAAUGGUUUCUUGAAACUUGGCUUGUGUUUUUGAUAUCUCCACUUUAAAUGGAUGGGCACUUUUGACAACUUGCCGUUUUUUUCACAUUUCCAAUUUGUUUUUGUUUCAGAUAUCACUUAUUUUUUCACUUAAUGGAUACACACACAUUAUGGGAAUAGCAAAAUUGUUCAACCUUUAUUGAGGCAAUGUAUUGCUGUUUGGAUAGGAUAAAUGUAAAUAGUAGCCUAAUCUGUUGAAAGGGUUAAGAUGUGAAUCUGUGUAGCGUAGCUGGAGUGAAAGUAUGACUAGUUAGGGUUCAAAUCCUGCCUGAUAGAUAGAUAGAUAGAUAGAUAGAUACUCAAUGAAAGUGUCAUUCAUAUCAACUACAUUUUUUUUCACUUAAAAAAAUGUGUUUGUUACACACACACACACAUAUAUAUA
Messenger RNA from Acipenser ruthenus (sterlet), 6705 nucleotides. It is a transcript of the gene tbck, whose product is annotated as TBC1 domain containing kinase. The transcript has 26 exons. The record is from RefSeq and is a predicted model, not a curated record. The coding region runs from base 140 to 2875 and encodes 911 amino acids. NCBI's taxonomy places the organism in Eukaryota, Metazoa, Chordata, Actinopteri, Acipenseriformes, Acipenseridae. Gene Ontology annotation, molecular function: ATP binding; protein kinase activity. Gene Ontology annotation, biological process: protein phosphorylation.